AUCAGGUGAUCCUCUAUCUACGAAGCGUAGGCUGACGGGUGAAAAUGCAAAAUGACAUAUAGCAAAUGUCGGAGCAUAAUUCAUUCACAUUUUCGGAUUAAAUUCGAAUUUAGAUCACAUCGCUGGAGCUCCGAUGUUACGAUGGCGCGUUAGGACUGCUGAUUUGACGUGGUUUUUGAUAUUUUAAUUUAUGAAAAGUCCAAUUGACAGACAUAUAUUGGUUUCAACAUGGGGCUGUGCUACAGUUUGCGUCCCCGGCUCUUUGGGGACAUAAGCGGGUCUAUUUCCAACGCUAACUCGGACUCGGAUCAGCCUCCAGACACAGCUGUACCUCCGCGCGCCGGGGGAGCCCGUGGAGAGGACACAGGGGGAUGUGGCGAGACAUCGUCGCUCCGCGGUGGAGGCAAAGUACGCCAAGGGGACACCGCUAAGCUCCCGGCCGGGGAGCUCCGCCGUGGAGAUGGCACUGAUGCUGUGCUCAUACAAAACGGGGGUGGCGGAGGAGCGGGAAAGGGAUCGGGAAAGGACCGUAGUCGACGCCUGCCGUUGCUGCAGAAGACGAGCACCCAAAAGCAAAAGAAUUGGGACAAAUUUGUCGUGGAGGAAAAGGAGGCCGAGAAGGAGGCGAAGAAAGUCAGUAAGAGCAUUGACAGGGUGCUCAAGGAGCUCAAACGGGAGUAUAAACAGACGCAUCGACUGCUAUUACUCGGUGCGGGUGAGUCCGGAAAAAGCACCAUUGUGAAGCAGAUGAGGAUUCUACACGUCAACGGCUUCAACGCAGAAGAAAAGAAACUGAAAAUACAAGAUAUACGAAAAAACGUUAAGGAUGCCAUAGUGACGAUAGUGUCGGCAAUGAGCACUUUGAUACCCCCAGUCCCGCUAGCUAAUCCAGAUGACCAAUUCAGAAUUGAGUACAUCAAAAGCAUAGCUCCUCUCUCCGACUUUGACUAUUCACAGGAGUUCUUUGACCAUGCGAAGAAACUGUGGGACGACGAGGGAGUAAAAGCGUGCUUCGAGAGGUCCAACGAGUACCAGCUCAUUGACUGCGCACAAUAUUUCCUGGACAGAAUUGACUCCGUAAGACAGAGUGAAUACACACCGACGGACCAGGACCUGCUACGCUGCCGAGUGUUGACUUCAGGGAUUUUUGAGACGAGGUUCCAAGUAGACAAAGUCAAUUUUCACAUGUUCGAUGUUGGGGGCCAGAGAGAUGAGAGGAGGAAAUGGAUCCAGUGCUUUAACGACGUGACUGCGAUCAUCUUCGUGGUGGCCAGCAGCAGCUACAACAUGGUAAUAAGGGAAGACAACGACACAAACCGGCUACGGGAAGCUCUGGACCUCUUCCGCAGUAUUUGGAACAACAGGUGGUUACGCACUAUAUCGGUCAUCCUAUUCCUGAACAAGCAGGAUAUGCUGGCUGAAAAAGUAUUAGCUGGGAAAUCCAAAAUCGAAGACUACUUCCCUGAAUACGCUCGCUACACCAUACCAAAUGAAGCAACUCCUGAACCAGGUGAAGACCCGAAAGUAACGAGAGCUAAGUUCUUCAUCCGCGAUGAGUUUCUCCGGAUCAGCACGGCGAGCGGCGACGGCAGACACUACUGCUACCCCCACUUCACGUGCGCCGUGGACACCGAGAACAUCCGCCGCGUCUUCAACGACUGCCGGGACAUCAUCCAGCGCAUGCACCUGAGGCAGUACGAGCUCUUGUGAUGCACCGUGGGGGGAAACGACGCGUCCGGGCAAGGGGCGGCCUUCACACACUUUUUAAAAAUAGUUUUUGUUUUCUUUUGACCUUUCUUUUUAAAAGAAAUUUCUCCGUCGCUUUACCCCCCCCCCCCCCACC
Gadus macrocephalus (Pacific cod) is the source of this 1843-nucleotide messenger RNA. Its product is annotated as guanine nucleotide-binding protein G(olf) subunit alpha-like. Gene Ontology annotation, molecular function: GTPase activity; G-protein beta/gamma-subunit complex binding; G protein-coupled receptor binding. The record is from RefSeq and is a predicted model, not a curated record. Gene Ontology annotation, cellular component: heterotrimeric G-protein complex. Lineage: Eukaryota; Metazoa; Chordata; Actinopteri; Gadiformes; Gadidae. Gene Ontology annotation, biological process: adenylate cyclase-modulating G protein-coupled receptor signaling pathway.